Messenger RNA from Acanthoscelides obtectus, 907 nucleotides. The record is from the annotation of a GenBank genome assembly. NCBI's taxonomy places the organism in Eukaryota, Metazoa, Arthropoda, Insecta, Coleoptera, Chrysomelidae.
UAGUAGACUCUCUUCGGUCUCCUGAUCAGUCGCCGUGCGCUGUGCGGGUUCGUAUCCCGUCCCAAGAGAAAUUUUUCUCUUGGCUAUGGAUGUUGUGAUGGUCUGUAGAAUAGGUGCUCCACUUCCAGAGUACAGUCAUAUUCUGAGCUUUCGAAGACAAGUUUAUAUAGAACCCAACCAACAGUCCCUAAAUAUCCCAGACUCCAUUGAAAUAACUCAUGAAAACCUAGCCUACCGCAUUUUUCUAUCGCUAGAUAGUCAAAAGUGUUUCAAAUGCAACAAACAAGGUCAUAUAGCGUCCCAGUGUCCACUACCCUCCCAGCAACGACAAACAAAUCCACAUGAGACCCAAUCUACCAAAGAACCUAAAUCAACAAGCACACACCACACAAGCAAUCAACAAAUAAUAACAACAGAGACCCAAGGAACAGCACUAUCUCAACAUAUAGCUAACCCGCGUGAAGCAGAUGUAGAUCUACCAAAUACUAGCCAAUCAGUAAUCGACAAAAGUUCAAUCCCCACCAGAAAAACGCAAGAGCUGAUACCAGAAAUACAAAAUUACACCCAACAAAACAAACCGGAUCAACAAAAUAGAGCUUGUCCGUAAAAUAAGUUCCACGGGCUGCCGCUGGCGCUAGGAUCGUUUCUAUGCACAGCCAGGCAACAGAGGCAGAUUGUUUGGUUCCCCCACUCCAAUCCCUCACCAAGCCAGCCUCGCUGCAACGUUUAGUCUUGGCUCAGCAGCCGUCAGCGAUGGAGCUUCCUCUUGCGUCUCCCGCCAGCUGCGAGUUGCGGUCUGUUAUUCGUUUCCUGGCCGCUAAGAAGAAAUCGGCGAAGGAAAUUCACGAAGAACUUUGUCAAGUGUAUGGAGAAGACUGUAUGAGCUGCGGGAUGGUGCGCAGAUGGG